AUGGCGGAGGCUCUUAUAGACAAUCAACCCUUCAAAUGUCUGAUAUGUCUCCAGGAAUGUAACAUACCCCGACAGCUACCAUGUUUUCACACGUUUUGCACCGGUUGUUUAAACACCUAUAUUAAUUCAGAAUACGUCACAGAAGAUAACAGGACGUACUUCCCCUGUCCGGUAUGCGAAAGUCCGUGUUACCCUCAAAACAAGGAUGCUCCCGUUAGUUCUUGGGCCGGUUCGUUUCCUCGGAACCAGCUGUUCGCUUCAUCAACGUAUAAAGAGACAGAAUCAGGUCAGACAUUCUGCCACGGAUGUCUAACUGACGACGAAGAGAACGUUGCUUCCUUCUGGUGUAAAGCAUGCUCGGAAGCCUUGUGUCAGCCAUGUCGCGUUGCACACCGACGAAGCAAAUUACUUUCAACGCACAAAGUCAUUGCCAUAGACGAGGUUUCUAAGACGGAUAUACGCAUGCCUGUAUUCAUUGACAACACGUGUCCUCAUCAUACGGGAAAGACGAUCGAAGUAUACUGCCACGACCACAACGCCUUAUGCUGUGUUCUGUGCGUGACACUGUCACAUAGAAGGUGUACGAAUGUUAGUAGCCUUGGAGAUACUACAAAGAUGUUCUCACUUGAUCUCAUCGAAUGUGAGUUAGAAAAGAUGAAGGACGAGUCAAAAACGAUUGUCGAAGAGGACGAAAACAAACUGACCACUCUCGAAGACGAUUACCAGAAAAUGACCAGCAAUGUGGCCACGAUGAUCAAGAAAGCGAAAGAUAAGCUGGAUGAUCUUCACAAACGUUUUCAAACCGGGUUAGACGUAACAUACCGACGUCAUCGAGAAAGUCUACAUGAACGCUUACGCACCAAUAGGAUAUUUCAAGCAAACAUUGAAAACACCAACCAACUGAUGAGGGUGGUAAAAGGAAAAAGUCCUGACGUUGAUACAUUUAUUGUAACGGAACAAUCCAAGACACAACUCCUAAGUCACGUGCGGCGUUUACAGCAGAGGACUGGAAGCAAGCACAACACAUUUGAAUUGAAGAUUAGAUAUGACGACGUAUUAGAGAAGGUCGUCAACGUGAUGACAACUGUGGGAAGAUUAGAAGUCUCCUCUUCAUUGUCAUCGUCAUCACAAGACUCCCUCACAUCUAUCAGAAAAACCAUUGACACACUCCAGGCAACAUCGUCCGUGACAUCGUUUUCCGAAUCAACGUCCUCCUCGGACAUGCUGAGAGAUGUAGGACACGUGGCAGUUCCAUCUUCAGUCAGUAGCGCCUCGUAUUGA
Molecule: messenger RNA, 1281 nt
Organism: Pecten maximus
Lineage: Eukaryota; Metazoa; Mollusca; Bivalvia; Pectinida; Pectinidae
Product: protein PML-like
Exons: 1
Coding region: 1-1281 (426 amino acids)
Molecular function (GO): zinc ion binding
Source: RefSeq, a predicted model, not a curated record